AUGCCGGAUAGUAAACUGUACGAUUUAUUGGGUGUUUCAAGAAAUGCAAGUGAUCAAGAAAUCAAAAAAGCAUAUCAUAAACUUGCGAAAACACAUCAUCCAGACAAAAAUCCCGAAUCAGCAGAAAAGUUUAAGGAGAUUUCAUUUGCAUACCAAGUCUUAACUGAUGAAAAUAAAAGACGAGUCUACGAUAAUUACGGUUUGGAAGGACUCAAAGAAGGUGGUGGAAGCGGGGGUGGAGGCAGUAUGGCAGAUAUUCUCGGGCAAUUCUUCGGUGGUGAAUCACCUUUCGGUGGUGGCGGUGGUCAUCCUUUUGGCGGUUUCGGCGGCCUAUUUGGACAUGCCAUGGGCGGUGGCGGCGGAGGAGGAGGCCGAAAUCGACGACGUAAAGGCGACGACAUGGCUCAUCCACUCAAAGUGACGCUUGAGCAACUAUACAAAGGUGAUACACGAUCAGUUGAAAUCUCUCGAAAGGUGAUUUGCCAAGCAUGUAAUGGUGUCGGUGGUCGUGAUGGUGCUAAGCAAACAUGUACAACAUGUCGCGGUCACGGUAUCCAACUCAUAACAAGACAGAUCGGUCCAAACAUGAUGCAACGAAUGCAACAAGUGUGCAAAGAUUGUAGUGGAGAAGGAGAAAUCAUCAACGAACGAGAUCGUUGCAAAACUUGUCACGGUAAAAAGACUGUUGAUCAGAAGAAAAAACUCGAAGUGGUCAUCUCACCUGGCAGUCGACAUGAACAACAGCUUCGUUUUCCAGGCGAAAGCGAUCAAGCACCAAAUACCGAACCUGGCGAUGUGAUUGUUGUUUUACAACAAGAGCCACAUCCUGUUUUUCAACGUAGUGGAGACAAUCUUGUCAUGAAGCACAAAAUUAAUCUAGUUGAAUCUUUAUGCGGCUUUCAACUCGUAGUUACACAUUUAGACGGAAGAAAGAUCGUUUUAAAACAUCCAGCAAAUGAUCCCAUCGCGCCUGAAACAUAUCGAUGUAUCAAAGGACAGGGGAUGAUUAAUAUGCGAACUCAUGACACAGGAGAUUUAAUCGUUCAAUUCGAUGUAGAAUUUCCUUCGGACAAAAGUGGACUCGAUGCUCAAGCAUUCAAACAACUUGAAAGUCUCUUGCCAAAACGUCCACAUGUUGACAUUCCAAAAGGUGAACAUGUUGAAGAUGCUCACAUGAUCGAUUUCCAUACAACGAAAUCCGCCCAUAAUAAUCGACAUGGAAAUCGUCGAGAAGCAUAUGACGCUGGCGAUUCGGAUGAUGAAGGUGGUCAUCCAGGUGUUCAAACAUAAUCACGUGAUUUCGUUGUUUUGUCAAUAGAUUCUUCACCAAAAAUCAUGACAGCAAGUGUUAUCCAAGCAUUUAUUUUCGCAGAUCAAAAAUGGACACCACGAGGAAAAAUGGGCGCUGCAAUCUUAUCAACUGAUAAUACGCUAUUUCAACUUAUUUUGUAUAAAAAUAAAACUCAACCUGAAGUAUCGACUCGGAUAACAACAUCAACUGUUAUUACAUCUCAACCGAAUAAUUAUUUAUCAUUUCAAGAUGACGUUGGACAAAAUUGGUCGAUUAUGUUUGAUAACAAACAAGCACUUAUCGAUUUUACCUUACAAGUUCUUCUGGCGAAAGCUUAUCUACUCUCUUUUAAAUUCGAUCAUAUCAUUCAACAAAUAUCCGAAGGUGAAGGUUCGGCUUUAGUCGACAAUGACAGCGCGGAAGUAACUGUUGUUCAGUACAAAUUAUUGGAAAAUGGAACAUUGUCAUCUGCCGAUGCGGGAGAUAAUAAACCAAUGAGAUACAAGAUUGGUAAACAACAACAUGGAAAAGCAUUCGAUGAGUGUCUUCGUGGAAUGAAAAAGAAUGGACAACGUUUAGUGAUGAUCGGAACAUCACUUUACAACAUUGAAGUUACUCGUAUUAAACGAGAAAAGGAAGCACGUACAGGCUCGAUAACAGUUUCCGUAGAAGAACCGCCACCACUGCCACCAACGAUAAACGAACGAAAACGAACAAUUACUGAAGAUAACGACGGCAAUGAUGAAAAAAGUAAAUUAUUACAACGAAUCAAUAAAAUGGGCGGUGUUUCAAUGCUUCCGAAUCAAAAUCAAUCAAGUGCAUUUGUUACACCAUUACCGCCCCAAACAUCAACUUUCAGUGAUGAUGAUUCAAUUCAUAAUGAAUUUAUACAAAACGUUACACCGGCACCAAUAGUGCCAGUACACACAGCGGUACCACCAGUUCAAUAUGUUCCACCAACAUAUCAUCAUAUACAUCAUCCUCCGCAUCAAUCGUUGAUUCAACAACCGAAUUUAUAUUCACCACAACAACCAUUGCAUGAUUACAAUAGUCGACCAGGUUCAUCGAUGGGCAUGGGUGCCAUGGGUUAUCAACAAUCGCCGAUGUGGCAUCAUUCGCAAUAUCCUCAAACUACACCAAAUGUUCCACCACCGACUGACAUGUUUUAUCAACAACAGAUGCCGAACGAUUUCCGUCAAUUAUUUACUCGCUUAAACGAAAAAGUUGAUACGCUGAAUGAAAAGUUCGACACUAAAAAUUCAACAUCAUAUCCAAACAUGGAAACAAGUAUUCUUCUUGCAAAUAUUCAACGCAUCGUCAAAGAAAAUGAAACAAUGAAGAAGGAUUUAUUCGAUCGAAGUGCAAAAGUUGAAGAACAGAAUCUUAAAAUUUCCGAAUUACUAGAUCGGAAUCAAAAAUUAAUCGAACAAAGUCAUCAAACAGCCGAGCAACGGAAUGUCGUCGUUAACAAUGUUUCCGAACAAACCGCACAAAAGAUUCUCGAUUUAGAAAAACAAAAGGUCGAAUUAACGAACAAUUUGAGCGUUGCAACCAGUAAAAUUGCCGAUCUUCAAUUACAACUGAAUCAAUACAAUCAAGGUGCCAAUGAAAAUCAAUCAAAGGUCAGUUCAUUGUUACAUCGAUGUGAACAAUAUAAAGAAGAGUUGGAAAAGUCACAAACUCAAUACUCCGAAACACAAACGAUGUUGAACACGGCUCAAGAGCAAUUGAAAGCGGAGAAAGCAGCGAAGAAGAAAUUGCAAUCGAAUCUAAGCAUGUUGGAAGAAGAACUAACGGAAGUGAAGGCCACAUAUGCGAGCUUAGAAAAGGUAAAUAAUGAACGAAAAUUAAAAACGGAAAAUGAACGUAAACGAUGGCAAGACGAUAUGGAUGAACAAAAACAAUCUUAUGAAAAAGAAUUGGAUGAAUUGAGAAAUAAAUUACGUAAACAGCGAACAGCUGAUUCAGCAACAACCAGUCAAGAGAUUAGUCGAAUUGAAGAAGAAUUAGUUCGACAAUGGCAAGAGAAAUUAGAUCGCCAACAGGCACACAGUGAGCGUUUAUUAUCGACAAAAGGAAAAGAACUUGAACAAUUACAAGAAUUGUACAAUGAAAAUGAAAAUAAAUUGCAAGAAGUCAACGAAGAAUUGAACGAAUCUAAACAACAGCUUGAAGCUUAUCAAGAACGCUAUGAAAAACUAAAAGAACGUCUUAUUUCAAUGAGAGAGGAAAUAACCGAACUUACUGAAGAACAACAAGAAUCAAUCAAUCAACAAGUCAAACGUGCUGCCAGCAUGAUCUAUCAACGUUUAAAAACUCGUAUCCGGCCAACAAAACAAUACAAUGGAGAGGAGUUUCUCUCUCGUACACUUGAGAUUAUCAAGAAAACGACAUUAAAAGUUUUAUCAAAUAAUGCAGAUGAUGAACAAUCAUCUGAAAAUGUUCAAUCAGAAGAAGAAGAACAACAACAACAACAGCAGCAGCAACAACAACAAAAACAAAAAGAAGAGGUACAUGUAAAUCAGUCAGAAGAGAAGAAUGAUGAUGACCCAGUGAACGGAAAUUCCGUCGAUCAACAAACAUUAAAUGAAGAAGUUUUAUCAGUCUUGACAAACCCAAAUGAAGAAACGCUAUCAACAGAACACGAAACAACAUCAGGAAAUAAUCAGAAAAAUGGAUGGGAUACUGUUGAUGACCUCCAGCAAGAAACAAAGGAACAAUCGGAAACCAUGGAGCAAAUCAAUGAAGGAGAAAGUGGAUCAGAAGAUUCUACUGUUGAGAACAAUGAACCGAUUGAGCCUCCGAAACUUGUUGAAGAACCAAAACGUGAUAGUGAUGGUGCUAUCGAAGAGAAUGAGAAACCAUCGCCACCAGAAUUAGAAAUACCUGCAGAGAAACCGGUCACCGGCGAUGAAGACGACGAUGAUGAUGAUGAUGCAUUAUUCCAGUCUGCGCGCCCAUCUGUUCAAAGCGUCACUGCUCCGCCCAUAGCUAGUCAAUCAUCAGCAUCUCCGCGAUACACAUUCAAUGAGAACAUUCCAUUAAUGACAAAUCCGGAUGAUUCAGACGAUGAACUGUUCAAAUAA
Molecule: messenger RNA, 4377 nt
Organism: Adineta ricciae
Lineage: Eukaryota; Metazoa; Rotifera; Eurotatoria; Adinetida; Adinetidae
Source: the annotation of a GenBank genome assembly